AUGCUGCGGAUGCGGAUGCUGCAGCGCUCGUCUGGCCCGGGGGCUUCCCGGAGGCCCCUGCUCGGGCCCGGCGCGAACAGACCGCUGGCCUUUCUGAGGGGCUCCUGUUCUGGGGAGGUCCACAGAGAGACGCUGGAGGGACAGGGAGGCCUGGUGGGAACGGGCAAAGCCUUCAGCUUCCACGGCGGGCUCCUUCAGGCCAAAGGCGGCCUGGAGGGCUCCCCAAAGCGCCAGGGUCAACGCAGCGCCCUUCUCCUUGGCAGCUCCACCCAGCCCCUUUCUCGAAAGGGCUUUAUGCCCCCACCCUCAGCCAGGCGUCCCAUUGCUAGCCUGAAAGCCAGUCUUUGGGGCAGCCCACCCCCAACCAGCUCCUGGCGGAAGCUCCUGGCAAGCAGGGGGCCGGCAGGGGGGCUGUCUGUCAAGCAGAGCCCUGACAAUGGGCCCCCAGCUGCGCAAACAGGGCCCCACCCGAGCUGGCACCGCCGCUAUGUCUGUUCAGCCCGGGCACUGUUGUCCUGGAUGACGCCCCGCCUCCUCGCUCCUCCAAUGGUGGGCCUGGCCCGGCGUGGCUGGGCGUGGGGUGCUGGGGAUAUGAGCAGGGGGCUCAGGGCCCUGCGGCACAGAAGAGUGAGGGCCAUGGAGCUCCGCCACCGAGAGCUGUGGCUUUGGCUCUGCCUCUGGCUGAGGGCCCUCGUGGCCGGCCGGCCGCACCAGCCCCCGAGGGGCGAGGCCGGCUACCGGCUUGUCAGACCGCCCCAGGGCUUCCCUGCAGCCCAGGCCUGGUGCUGGUUGCACGGGGGGUCCCUCCUCCACUCUUGGGACCCACAGGCCAGAGGCUUCCUGCAGCGCCACCUGAUCAGCGGGAGCAAGAGCUGGGUGGCACCCCAUGCAGAGGUGCCUCAGGAGCCAGGGGAGACCAGAGGACAGGGGCAGUCGUCUGUGUGCCAGAGCCUCAUCCGGAUCGGGGACCAGUUCUGGGCCAGGAGGGGGGCCUGCACCGAGAAGCUCCCCUUCGUCUGCCAGUCUGGCCCGCACAGGCUGCGCAGAGAGGCUUCCCGCCCCCAGCCGCGACGCCAUCCCUGCACGGUGAGGUGCAGACCAAGGCCAGGGGCCAGAACAACGCCGGGGCUCACCAGAGAGCCCUUGACUGGCCCUCAGAGCUUCCGGCCAGGAACCCCAAACCAUCAGCAAGCUGAUGGCCCAACCGAUGGCAGCAGCACCCCCUGGCGGCCCACCAGCGAGCCAGUGACUGGCAUACGGCACAGCCCCGGCACCGGGUUGGAGCUCAGCCCCCAGACACGGCCCGGCCACCGCCUGGAAAGCAGCGACCAGCACCGCUCCGGCACCACGGCAGCAUCAACAGCGCGCCUCCAGUCCAGCCCCCAGCCGAUCCCUGACGAUGGACCCCCCACUCCAGAAGCUGCCGUUAGCCCAGAACCUGGCACCCAGCCACCGCCCACCAGCAAGACCUCUGCCAAGGGGCCAGAAAGCCCCCUGCCCCGCUCAACCGUGGGGUCCAUCACACUCAGCCCCCAGGACGUCCCACAUGAGGACAAGGGGCAGGCCCUGGAGCAGCUGGUGUCGCAGUUCAACCAACUGGUGCAGACCCUGGGCCACCCGCUGGCGGUGGAGAGGGCGAGCCAGGCCCUGCAGGAUCUGACCAGCUCUCCUGCCUUGCUGUCUGAGGAUGACCAGGCUCAGGCCAGCCAUGCCCUCCGGUUCUUGAGUGCUCAGUUGCCGACAGAGCCCCUGGCAAGCAACAGCUCCCACCCAGGCUUGGCGGCGGCAGCCUCGUCUCUCUUCCAGUCCCUCAGCAGCCUCCUCCUGGCCAUGGGUGCCAACGCCUCCAGCUCCGACGGGAGCAAGCAGCAGUGGGGGGCAGCUCUGGCGGAGACCCUGGCGGCGCUGCCCCUGAUCCAGACGGGGCUCCUCCUGGCCAGCUCCUCCACAGAGGCUGGUGUGACUGUGGCGUCGCCUGCACUCAGCACCACCCUGAGCAGCCGCAGUGCCACCUCUCUGCCCCACAGCUCCUUCCACUUGCCUCAGCCCAAGCCCCUUACAGUCACCUUCCCGGCCACCUCCUCCCUGGCACCGAUGCUCAGCCAGCAGGGCCAGGCUCCGGUCCAGGUCCAGGUGGCCUCCUUUGCCUGCGACCCUUUCAGGCCUCUUGGUGGGAAGCCCAUGGCCAGCGUGGCCAGCGUCGCUCUCCGUGCCGGCGGGGGGCCCCUCAGCAUCCGUGGCCUCCCCGAGGAGAUUGAGAUUGCUCUCGGGGGAGAGGGUGAAGCGGAGGGUUCUGCCGCCUGGCUGAACGGCAGCUGGGGGCACUUCCGCAUGGAGGUGAAUGUCACAUCCCUGGAGGACGCCCUGCUGGUCAGUGUGAGACCUACCGCCCCCUCCCAGAUCACCCUGUGCCUGGUGUCCCCACCCCACGCCCACAGCAACAGCUGCCUCCUCAACACGACGCUGCCCAAGGGCCGCUGGCAAGAAGAGGGUGCCUACGUCUGGGUGGUUCCCCCAGAGAACCUGCGUCUGCACGGCCCAGGCACCUACUCCCUCUCUGCAGAGGCGGCCGCACAGCCCCCCCAGGGCCCCAGGAACCUCUCCAUCUCUGUUGCCAGCAUGGGCUGCUACCACUGGGACAGCCAAGCCCAGGCCUGGAGAAGCAAUGGAUGCCGGGUGGGACCCCUCAGCACACUCCGAAGGACCCAGUGCCUGUGUAGCCACCUCAGCUUUUUUGGCCGCUUCCUCCUGGUCAUGCCGCACGUGAUCGACCUCCGGCGCGUGGGGCAGCUCCUGAGCCGAGUGGGCCAGAACCCAGCCGGGCUGGCCUUGCUGUGCUGCCUCUUGCUGGCCUACGGAGCCCUCCUGCUUUGGGCCCGCCGGAAGCAGAAGGUGGACAAGGGGAAGGCGAAGGUCACGGCCUUGGCAGAUAAUGCCGCCAGCGCCCACUGCUGCUACCUGGUGCAGGUCUUCACAGGCUACCGCCGAGGAGCAGCCACCUCAGCGAAGGUGAUCCUGACCCUGUACGGGGCAGAGGGGCGGAGUGAGCCACACUUGCUGCAGCACCCACAAGCACCGAGAUUUGAGACUGGCAGCAUGGACGCCUUCCUCCUCACCACUCAGAGGCCCUUGGGCACCCUUCACGCCAUCCGUCUCUGGCACAACAACUCUGGUGCCAGCCCCGGCUGGUUUGUGCGUCGGCUGGUUGUCAGUGACCUCGCUGCCAGGAAGAAGUGGUACUUCCUCUGCAACUGCUGGCUGGCCGUGGACAUGGAAGGGGGCCGAGUGGACGAGGUCUUCGUAGCCGCCUCCGACCGGGAGCUGUGCUCCUUUGGGAACCUCUUCUGGGCAGGGCUGGUGGAGAAGCUGAGCCAGGAGCACCUGUGGCUGUCGGUGGUGAUGUGUUCGGCCUGGAGCCCCUUCACCCGGGUGCAGCGGCUCUCCUGCUGCCUGUCGCUCCUGCUGUGCUCCAUGCUCAUCAAUAUCAUGUUCUGGAAGGGGCCGGUGGAGGAAGAGCCCCAGCCGGGGCCCUUUGCGGUGACGUGGCGGGACCUGGUGGUGAGCCUGCAGGCAGCCGUCCUCUUGAUGCCGCUGCAGCUGCUGAUCGUGCACAUCUUCCAGUUGGUCCCGCCUCCUGCCUUGGAGCCGCCUCCUGUAGGCCCCCAACCCCCACCGCCAGCAGCAGUGCCCUCCAAGCAGUUGCCCACAAUCACAUUCAUUCAGCAGGAGCUGACGGAGAUGGUGGGCUUCCUGUACAAGAACCCGCUGUGCCGCCGCCAAGAGCCGGCCGACUUCCCUGGGACCUGGAAGCAAACACCAGAGCUGGUGGCCGGCCUCUGUGCUCUCGUCCGCUCCUCUUUGCAGCAGCUGCAGGAGCCUGAGACUCUCACACAAGAGCGAUCCAGCAGUCUCCACAGCUACCUGUGCCAUGUAGUGCGUGACUUGGAGGCUCAGCUGCGUAGGCUGGAUGGGCACAGCCUUCCGAACCCCUACGACCACCUGCAUGCCCAGGACCAACUGCACCGACUCCGGCAGCAGCUGGAGCAGCAGAACCCCUGGCCAGGCAUGGAGCGACCCAGCCAGCUCAGUAGCUUCCCGAUGGAGGCCCCCUUGGAGCGCAGAGGGCCCUGCUGCCGCGGCCCGUUGGGGCGCCUCCAGUUCCUCUGCUGGCUGGUGGUGGUCUUGGCGGGCCUGGGGGCGGGCUUCUUCACCGUGCUGUACAGCCUGCAGCUGAGCAGUGCCCAGGCCACCCGCUGGGUCACCAGCAUCGUCCUCUCCACGCUGCAGGGUGUCCUCCUCAUGCAGCCGCUGAAGGUGCUGGCCCUGACCGGGAUCUGCUCACUGAUGCGGAGAAGGGAGCUGUGGCACAACCGGGGUCAGGAGCAGACACUCCGGUGGGCACUCGCCCUCAUAGAACUGCCUCUGCCCGCUGCAAGCCCCGGCUCAAGAGGCUGGACCCCUGACCCCAUCUACAGGCCGCCCACUCUCCAGCCAGCAGUGCAGCCCAAGGAAAGAGCCACGAAAGAAAAGAUGUUGUCCUCCUUGGUCCGAGAGAUUGUGGUGCAGCUGGUGUUCCUGGCAGUGCUGAUGGUCCUUUGCUAUGCUGAGAGGAGCCCCAGUGAGUUCUACCUGAAUGACGCCCUCCAAAAAAGCUUUGCCCCCCAAGUGGGCGGCGUCCAGACUCUGGAGCAUCUGUGUGACUGGGCCAGGCGCACCCUGCUGCCCACCAUCUAUCGUGACUCCAAAGGUUUUGCCACAGGUGCCAACUCUUUCCUGGUGGGCAGCGUGCGACUCCGGCAGAUCCGGGCCGAGGGAGGCCCAGAGCAACUUGGGCCUGCUUUCCUCUGGCCCCAGCUUGAGUCCGGUGCUGCCAGCCAGGAGGGCAGCGGGUGUGCCCACUGGGGGCCUGGCGGCAGAGCACAUGAGGAUGCCUGGGUCUUCCAGAGUGAGACCACCCUUCAGGAGUACCCUACCUGGGGGAAGUUUGCUGUCUAUCCAGGAGGUGGCUACCUGGCAGAUCUUGGCACAAAUGCCAGCCAUGCCAACAGAACCCUCCAUGCUCUGGCACGGGGUAAGUGGCUGGACAGGUGCACAAGGGCCGUCUUCGUAGAAUUCACCGUCUACAACGCCAACGCCAACCUCUUCUGCGCAGUCACCGUGAUGCUGGAGACCAACGGGAUAGGGGUCUUCGCUGGCUCAACUGCCCUGCAGAUCCUCCGGCUCUACCCCAACAGCCAGAUGCUUGUUCCGCUGGUUUGCGCCCAGCUCACUUUCCUGCUGCUGCUCUUGUACUACGUGGUUGUGCAGGGCCAGUGCGUGAAGCAGCAGAAAUGGAGGUACUGCCGCUCCCAGGAGAACCUGCUGGACGCCUUCAGCAUCCUCAUCAGUCUGACUGUCGUGGGCCUGUAUGUCCGGAGGCGGCUGCUGGCAGCUGGUGUCCUGAGGCAGUAUCGGCAGGACCGCAGCAGGUUUGUCCGUAUCUCAGAGGUGGCCAAAGCAGACACAGCGCUCACCUACUCGAUCGCCUUCCUGGUGGCCUUGACCACCAUCAAGCUGUGGAAUCUGCUUCGCUUGAACCCCAGAAUGUACCUCAUCACCCGGACCCUGCGGAAGGCCUGGGACCAGAUCCUGGGAUUCCUGCUCACGCUCCUGGUGCUCCUGACGGGCUACGCCUUUGCGUGUAACCUCCUACUUGGAUGGAGCCUCUUCAGCUUCAAGACCUUCUUCGACUCAGUGGUGACCAUUGUGGGGCUGCUGGCCGGGAUAUUCAAUUAUGAAGCGGUCCUGGCCCUGGACCCCCUGCUGGGCUCCCUCCUGCUGCUUACCAGCGUCCUCUCCAUGGUCUUUGUCACCAUCAACCUGCUGGUCUCUGCCCUCCUGACCGUCUUCAGCAGGGAGAUGAAGGCCGCGAAGAUCUGCCAGGAGGAGUCCAUGAUGCAGCUGAUACAGCUGAAGAUCUCCAGCUGGUUUGGAAUCAAGCAACGGGCCCCAAGACCUGCCCAGGAGGGAGCCGCGCGGGACUGA
Molecule: messenger RNA, 6024 nt
Organism: Euleptes europaea (tarantolino)
Lineage: Eukaryota; Metazoa; Chordata; Lepidosauria; Squamata; Sphaerodactylidae
Gene: PKD1L3
Product: polycystin 1 like 3, transient receptor potential channel interacting
Exons: 32
Coding region: 1-6024 (2007 amino acids)
Biological process (GO): detection of mechanical stimulus
Cellular component (GO): membrane
Molecular function (GO): calcium ion binding; calcium channel activity; protein binding
Source: RefSeq, a predicted model, not a curated record